This is a messenger RNA of Striga hermonthica, 366 nucleotides long. The record is from the annotation of a GenBank genome assembly. NCBI's taxonomy places the organism in Eukaryota, Viridiplantae, Streptophyta, Magnoliopsida, Lamiales, Orobanchaceae.
AUGGUGCAGAGGCUAACAUACAGGAAGCGGCAUAGCUAUGCCACGAAAUCUAACCAGCACCGGGUCGUCAAAACCCCCGGUGGGAAGCUGGUGUAUCAGACCACUAAGAAGAGGGCCAGUGGUCCCAAGUGUCCUGUGACUGGCAAGAGGAUCCAAGGGAUUCCUCAUUUGAGACCUGCUGAGUAUAAAAGAUCGAGGUUGCCUAGAAACCGUAGGACUGUGAAUCGUCCUUAUGGCGGAGUGUUGUCUGGUGUUGCUGUGAGAGAGAGGAUUAUUAGAGCUUUCUUGGUGGAGGAACAGAAGAUUGUGAAGAAGGUAUUGAAGAUUCAGAAAGCAAAGGAAAAACUUGCUUCCAAAAGCAGUUAG